CUGGACCAGGUACUUGAAGGUACGUACACCUCCCAGCUACCUACCUAUGUAAGACAAGCCACCCCGCCAGGCAGGUGGAGGCUGAAGGUCCCCACUUACGGCAGACCGCUUCCUGCUGGUUGCUGUGGACCUUGUGGCUGAAGCAUUGUUUUUCUGCCAAUGCCUUUACCAGAUGCUCCAGCCAUCAUUGUCUGCCACAUCCAUCACCACCUACAACUCGACUUGAAGCGGCGCAUUGAAGCACGCUCGCGCUCGGCGACAGCGCAGCGUCCAAACGGCAUAGUACUAACUACUAACACAGAACAGGUUUGCAGCAUUAAUCGAACUGGCCUCACCCUGAUCGUGACCACCGCCUCCCGACUUCGACCUUCUAGCCUGUCCUUUGGCUUCCCUUCAGACGCGGCAGAUAACAUGUCGUCUUCCGGUAGCCGAGCGGCUGUCAGCACUCCUGUCAGAUCAACGCCACAAAAGUCCACCCCCGUUGUCGACAGCCCAGGCACUUGGAGACACCCGCGUCUCGACGAGAUCUCGAGACGGCGCAACGCGACAACCUUCUCCGAGAAGAAUGUAAAGAGGAUCGCUUUGAACGCUGUUUUCCUUCUCAGUCUCUGGUUUUCUCAGAUCCUCUCCCGAUCUUACAUUCCUGCGCAAUGGUUCAGCGCUUCGUUACGGUCGUAUCUGGGCUGGGCGUACCACCUGGUCCAACUCAUUCCUCUCGCCAACAUUGGCAUGGCCAUGCUGCCGUUGUUCCGAUCCGAGGACGACCUGUCCGAUAUUCCCUUGACCCCUGCGCAGCGCAAGCUUCUCGGUUUAGCACCCAGCUCUGCAGCAGCCACGCCUGAUGCUGUCUACAGCACACCGCCGCGAUACUCGCGUACCCCGUCGUUGGCAGGCUCGCCCGCCAGCAACAGAAGCUUUUCCGGCUCUCCGCUGUCUGGCAAAGGCAGCCCUGCUCUGGGGAGCUCUUUGAACGGACAGUCAUACUCUCUUUCUCCGCUCAACAGCCCUUCCAAGUUUGCGGCAAACCUCAACAGUAAUCGGAGGUCGUCCUUUGGCUCUUCGACAAACUUGGGGGCAAGCACGGCCUCUUCCCUAUUCCCCGAUUCAGGCACUCCGAGCCCUUCGACCGGAAAACGUACCAGCGUCGGCUUGAACAAUAAGUGGCUUUACGAGAAGGGCAGGAGAUCGUCAGGUGGCAACUGGAUGCACUGAGGACUUUUUUAUCAGCUGUUGUAUUUUUUUUAUUUUUUUGAUGGGGCAGGGAACGGCAAUACUGGCGCCCCCCCUUGUCAUGGGACUCUUAACUGUGGUGACCCAAGACGCAG
This is a messenger RNA of Colletotrichum navitas, 1325 nucleotides long. RefSeq names its product nuclear pore complex component-domain-containing protein. Bases 160 to 1212 code for a protein of 350 amino acids. The record is from RefSeq and is a predicted model, not a curated record. Lineage: Eukaryota; Fungi; Ascomycota; Sordariomycetes; Glomerellales; Glomerellaceae. Gene Ontology annotation, cellular component: nuclear outer membrane; nuclear pore transmembrane ring. Gene Ontology annotation, biological process: protein import into nucleus; spindle pole body duplication. The transcript has 3 exons.